Drosophila innubila is the source of this 504-nucleotide messenger RNA. Its product is annotated as mitochondrial import inner membrane translocase subunit TIM14. The record is from RefSeq and is a predicted model, not a curated record. Gene Ontology annotation, molecular function: ATPase activator activity. Bases 100 to 456 code for a protein of 118 amino acids. Lineage: Eukaryota; Metazoa; Arthropoda; Insecta; Diptera; Drosophilidae. Gene Ontology annotation, biological process: protein import into mitochondrial matrix. The transcript is spliced from 3 exons. Gene Ontology annotation, cellular component: PAM complex, Tim23 associated import motor.
UCUGAGCAGUGAACACAAAAUCGAUUGUCGAUUGCUGUGUAACAUUCAGAUUUAAGUCACAGCUGGUUUCGACAACAACAUAACAUCGAUUACAUAAAAAUGACGAGCUCGAUUAUUCUAGCCGGUCUCGGCGUGGCAGCUGUUGGCUUCGCUGGGAAACACUUGCUGCGCCGCAUGCCACAGAUGACAAGCAAGUUCAAUGAGGCCCUCAAGAAUCUACCCAAAUUCGAUGCCGAAAGCAUGGCCAAUGCCAAGUACUACAAAGGUGGCUUCGAUCCCAAAAUGAACAAACGCGAAGCUGCUCUCAUUCUCGGCGUCAGUCCAAGUGCCCCAAAGCUGAAGAUCAAGGAUGCCCAUAAGAAAAUCAUGCUGCUCAAUCAUCCAGAUCGCGGUGGAUCACCAUAUUUGGCGGCCAAGAUCAACGAGGCCAAAGACUUUCUGGAUAAUGCUAAAUAAGUAUCCAACGCCUUGUAAAUAAAGUACUGUAUAUAGAGUUUAAGAACC